Naumovozyma castellii is the source of this 858-nucleotide messenger RNA. RefSeq names its product syntaxin (gene SYN8). The record is from RefSeq and is a predicted model, not a curated record. Lineage: Eukaryota; Fungi; Ascomycota; Saccharomycetes; Saccharomycetales; Saccharomycetaceae. The transcript has a single exon. Bases 1 to 858 code for a protein of 285 amino acids.
AUGCAGAACAUUCAACUUUCAUGCGAAUUACAACUUGAUAAAUUGACAGACUUGAUAGAGGAGAGGCAUAGGCUAAUAUCAACCCUUAACAUUCCACCAUCCACGGACGAUAAUAUCAGAUUAAAGACACUCCUGAAUAAGAUCAUUAGUAUACUGAACGAAAUAUGCGACUCACCCAUUGAGAAAAAGGAUGAUUUGGACACGUUCCAAGGUUACAUUGAUAGAUAUAAUGAGCUACUUACCCAAAUCGGGGGCAUGUCACUUGACCUAGACAUUUAUAGAUUUGAGAAGACCUUAAAACUAAUGGCAAACUCGUCUGAUGAGAUAAGUAGUACCACUAGCACGUCUACUUCAAAGAAAGUCAGGUUUGAUGAUGACAUACAGUACAAGGACGCUUCACCUUUACAGUCGCAAUUUCAACCAUACAAGGAUAAUCCAGACGAAGAACAAGAACAAGAAGAGUUAAGUCAGGAUAAGGCUCAAUUAUUCUCGUCAUUUCAUGCUAAUGAAACAAGUCGAUCCGACUAUCAAUCCUCUUCAUCUACGAAUUUAAUCUCGAAUCAGGAGCUUUUCAUUCAGCAGCAACAGAAAUUGAUGGAACAAGAUUCUCAUCUGGAUCACCUGUCAGGAUCUGUGCAAAGGUCUCAUGGGAUAUCUUUGGAUAUUAACAACGAGGUAACAAACCAAAAUGAAGAAUUACUAACAGAUUUGGAGAAUUUAGUGGACAAUAGUGGGAGAGGCCUGGAGAGAGCUAAACGUAGAUUGGAAAUAUUUGAAAAGACAGCAAGGGAUAACGGACCUUGCUUCACUAUUGUUGUUCUGAUAAUAAUACUGUUCUUCUUGCUUGUUAUCCUGUGA